Fusarium keratoplasticum is the source of this 1185-nucleotide messenger RNA. Its product is annotated as DOMON domain-containing protein. The record is from RefSeq and is a predicted model, not a curated record. NCBI's taxonomy places the organism in Eukaryota, Fungi, Ascomycota, Sordariomycetes, Hypocreales, Nectriaceae. Bases 1 to 1185 code for a protein of 394 amino acids. The transcript is spliced from 3 exons.
AUGAAGUCUCUCAUCAGUACAGCCGUUGUUUCUGCGUUGUCACUCUUUACCCAAAGAGCAUCAGCAACACUCGCAACCUACUGCACCGGUGACUCCAACGACGUGUGCUACAGCUGGGGCGUCCCAGAAUCGACAGCCUCUUCAGGCUCUGGCAACAUCUUCUUCCGCCUCGAAGCUCCCGCCGAUUACCAAUGGGUCGCCCUCGGAACUGGGACUGGCAUGAGUGGCUCCACAAUGUUUGUCAUGUACCAAGAUGGCUCUGGGAACAUCACCCUAAGCACAAGAAAGGGACACGGCCACGAGAUGCCUGAGUACAGCACUUUCCAAGGUGUCAAGUUACUUGAGGGAACCGGAGUGUCCAACAAGACAAUGAUUGCCAAUGUACAAUGCAAUGGCUUUACACACAUGGACUUCUCCGGGUCUAACGACUGGAUUGGGGCCUGGAAGAAAGGCCAAGCUUUGGACUCUGCUAGUGUUCGCGCCACCAUCGAGGAGCACGACGGCACGGAUAGAUUUUCAGUGGAUUUCGCCAAAGCUACUAUCACCUCUGAUGGGAACCCCUUCACAAAGACAUCGAGCAAGACGCCUAGUUCUACCUCUGGCAACGAUGCUGUCUCUGGCGGCGGCGGUGGCGAAGACCACAGUGGGACCAUUCAUGGCAUUAUCAUGUCAAUAGUCUUUCUGAUUGGAUUCCCCAUUGGAUCUCUGCUGAUGCCUCUGAUUGGAAAAUGGCUUGUCCACGCUGGGUGGCAGAUCAUGGUCUUUGUAGGCAUGUGGGUUGGGUUUGGGAUUGGCAAGAUUGCAGCCGAUAAAAACGGGCAGUGGUUGAAUGAACCUCAUGUCCAACUUGGUCUGGCCGUCUGUAUCUUGAUGAUCCUGCAGCCUGUGCUAGGUUGGUUGCACCACCGCAACUACGUCAAGUAUCAGAGGCGAACACCUGUUAGUCAUGGGCAUCUUUGGUACGGGAGGGCCUUGAUGACUGUUGGCAUCAUUAACGGCGGUAUUGGAUUGCAACUGGCUUCAGCCUCUACAGGCCUGAUAGCAGCAUAUUCUGUGGUAGGCAUCAUCAUGUUCUCAUUGUAUGUCGUGGGCGCUGUUCGUAAAGAGAUAGCGCUGCGCAAAAAGAGCAAGGGGAUGGAGCAACUGGGGACCAGCUCCAACAGUGCCCUGGAGCUGGUGCCAUAA